UCUCUAUUGUUCGUUCUGCCAGGCUCGGAUGAGCCGCUAUGUCCCAAAGCGAUUCUGUCAGGUUACACGGUGAUGGCACCUUUCAACAGUACUGUAUUGCUAAGGCAGCACACGUCGCACAUAUCCCGCCAGGGGUCGACCUAGCAUCCGUGGCACCCAUUCUCUGUGCUGGCAUCACGGUUUAUAAGGCACUGAAGGAAUCGAAUGCCCGUCCUGGACAGACUGUCGCCAUUGUCGGGGCAGGAGGCGGACUCGGUACGCUUGCUAUCCAAUUUGCGAAAGCGAUGGGCGUUCGGGUGCUGGCGAUUGACGGUGGCUCUGAAAAGGGAGAGCUGUGCAAGAAGCUCGGCGCGCGGACCUAUAUUGAUUUUGAGACAGCGAAGGACAUCGUAACGGAUGUCAAAGCAGAAACAGACGAGCAUGCUGGCCCUAACGCCGUGUUACUGAUUGCACCGUUCGAGAAGCCGUUCCAGCAAGCCUGCGAGUAUAUACGGCCACGUGGGACGAUUGUCGCGAUAGGAAUGCCCGCGGAUGCAAUCCUUCGGGCGCCUGUGUUUGAAACGGUCGUCAAGAUGAUCACGAUUAAAGGGAGCUAUGUUGGGAACAGGCGCGAUACGGCGGAGGCGAUCCAGUUCUUUGCGCGGGGGUUGGUUAGUGCCCCGCUUGAGCUGAUGGGACUCAGUCAGUUGCAGGAGAUAUUCGAAAGAUUACGCGCCGGGAAGGUAGCGGGGAGGAUAGUAGUUGACACAAGCAAGUAGAAUAUUGGGGGAGGAUGGGCGGUUUGAUCGACGAAGCGCACGCAAGAUGGCGGGAGCUAGAGUCCCAGGCGUCGUUGUGUGAGACAGGUAUCAUAUUUUCUGACAGCUCGUGGCGGGCAAGUUUGAACACAACGGAGGAAGUAGUGACAAUAGUUACUCAAAGCUUGCGAAUGGCUGAUAUAACCUAUUGUCACUCUAAGUUUUCACGGC
This is a messenger RNA of Pseudogymnoascus destructans, 968 nucleotides long. RefSeq names its product Alcohol dehydrogenase (gene ADH1). The transcript has a single exon. The record is from RefSeq and is a predicted model, not a curated record. NCBI's taxonomy places the organism in Eukaryota, Fungi, Ascomycota, Leotiomycetes, Thelebolales, Thelebolaceae. Bases 39 to 758 code for a protein of 239 amino acids.